Messenger RNA from Papaver somniferum (opium poppy), 1151 nucleotides. Its product is annotated as LIM domain-containing protein WLIM1-like. Gene Ontology annotation, cellular component: actin cytoskeleton; plasma membrane. Lineage: Eukaryota; Viridiplantae; Streptophyta; Magnoliopsida; Ranunculales; Papaveraceae. Bases 202 to 759 code for a protein of 185 amino acids. The record is from RefSeq and is a predicted model, not a curated record. Gene Ontology annotation, biological process: actin filament bundle assembly. The transcript has 5 exons. Gene Ontology annotation, molecular function: actin filament binding.
UUAUAAAAGGUCAGUAGACUGCCCUUAUGUCUGACCAUCAUCUUCUGAGCUGGGAUUUUUCAUAGACAGACAGAUUCUCAUCUACUUUCUCUUACAUAUUCCCACUAAUCUCUUGAUUCUCUUCUCUUCAACUUCUUCAUUCUUAUCAAAACAGAAAUAAAUUAAAAAGAGUGAUUUAUUUUUUAAAGAGAAAGAAGAGAAAUGGCAACUUUUGUAGGAACAACCCAGAAAUGUAAAGCCUGUGAGAAAACAGUCUACCUGGUUGAUCAACUCACUGCUGAUAACAAAGUUUAUCACAAAGCUUGUUUUCGUUGUCAUCACUGCAAGGGUACUCUCAAGCUUAGCAACUACAACUCUUUCGAAGGUGUUCUGUACUGCAGGCCUCAUUUCGACCAGCUGUUUAAGAUGACUGGGAGUUUGGAUAAAAGUUUCGAAAGUGUUCCUAAAGUUCAUACCAGGUCAGCUGAUCAGGGCAAUUCCAGCAGCAAAGCUUCAAGUAUGUUUGCUGGAACUCAAGAUAAGUGUGUUGCUUGCAAGAAGACCGUGUACCCUAUUGAGAAGGUAACAGCAGAUGGAGUCUCAUACCACAGGCCUUGCUUCAGGUGUUCAUAUGGAGGUUGUGUGAUCAGCACAUCCAAUUACAUUGCUCACGAGCACAAACUUUACUGUAAGCACCACCACACUCAACUCUUCAAGGAGAAGGGCAACUUUAGCCAGCUUGGCAACCAAGGAGUACCUGAGAACACAGUAACCAUAUAAACCACUUCAAAAUAUGCGUCCUCAUGGAAUGUUGAUCACAUUGAAGCACUCUGAACCGACAAUGUGUGAUCCCAAUACCUAAAGCGGGUUGAUUAAGCUUGAGUUUAAGAGGCAACAUACGGCUUAAGUGUAUACAGUACUAGAGUCUUUUUUUAUAUGUUAAAAAGUUUUUAUGAAGAGAUUGCUACUCAGACUUUCAAGUUUCAACCAAGGAGAGCUAGAUUUGUUGUGUUUGUUUCUAAUUUCUAAAUUCUUUAGAAUGCUAGGUGUUUGGAUAAAUAAAUCAAGUGAUUUUGUGUAAACGUUCUUCUGUACUCCUGAGCUUUCUACAGCUGAAAAAUACAAUGUUGUGCUGUUGAAUAUUUUGCAAUAAUUCUUGUAGUGCUGGUCAA